Scophthalmus maximus (turbot) is the source of this 7218-nucleotide messenger RNA. It is a transcript of the gene pcm1, whose product is annotated as pericentriolar material 1. Gene Ontology annotation, cellular component: ciliary basal body; centrosome; centriolar satellite. Gene Ontology annotation, biological process: microtubule anchoring at centrosome; cilium assembly; centrosome cycle. The coding region runs from base 60 to 6530 and encodes 2156 amino acids. Lineage: Eukaryota; Metazoa; Chordata; Actinopteri; Pleuronectiformes; Scophthalmidae. The record is from RefSeq and is a predicted model, not a curated record. The transcript has 40 exons.
ACCGCGAAAUCCUGCUUGGUAGCAGAGGCCUCGGCAUGAAUUACCCUUAACUGUGUGACAUGGCAACUGGAGGCACACCUCUCGAUGACAGUUCAGAAGAGCUACACAACUGGACUGUGACCAAUAGCAGUCUGGACGAUAGACUCAACAACAUGGACUGGGGUGUACAGCAGAAGAAAGCCAACCGUUCUUCAGAGAAGAACAAGAAAAAGCUGUCAGCUGCGGUGGUGGAGAGCCGCCUGACUAAUGAUAUUUCUCCCGAGUCCACCCCUGGGGCCGGUCGCAGGAGAGCACGCACUCCUCAUUCCUUCCCGCACAUCAAAUACAGCACCCAGAUGUCUGUCCCAGACCAAGCGGAGCUGGACAAGCUGCGUCAGAGGAUGAAUUUCACAGACAUGGAUGAGAGGAGCAUCGGCAGUGACUCCCAGGGGCGCGUCACGGCCGCCAACAACCAGCGCCAGUUCGCUGGGGACAACAAGAAGCCCUACAACUUCCUACCUCUGCAUGUUAACACUAACAAAAGCAAGGAGCUGCUGCUGCUCCCUCCCUCCUCCUCCGCCCCAGCCACCCCAGCCAUCACCAAGGAAACCAAGAAGCAGAGCCCAGGACUCAGGGAUACACUAACCCCUGUGUUUCCUGCCAAGGAAACUCCAAGGUUCAGCCAGGGUGAUGCCGAGAGACGGCCCUCGGUGCGCAGAGAGUAUGGGAGAGGAGAGCCGCAGGUAGACAGCAGCCAGGUGGUGAGCAAACUGAUACAGAUCCGGGAGUACAUCACCAAGGCCAGCUCCAUGCGGGACGACCUGGUGGAGAAGAACGAUGUGCCGGCCAACGUGGAGCGUCUCUCCCAUCUCAUCGACCACCUCAAGGAGCAGGAGAAGUCUUAUUUACGCUUCCUGCAGAAAAUGCUGGCGCGGGAGAACGAAGAGGAUGAUGUAGGGACCCUGGACUCUGCAGUGGGCUCGGGUUCACUGGCAGGGAGCUUUUCUCUUAACACUGAGGUUCGCUCUUCAGAUGCCUCAAAUGCAACGGGCGAUAGGCCAGACGUUGCGCAUGCUGACCAGAAGGAGGAGCUGGAGAAUCUGCGCAAGCAGCACGAGCUGCUGAAGAAGAUGCUGGAGCAGCAGGAGCAGCUCCGGGCCCUGCAGGGCCGCCAGGAGGCUCUGAUGGCCAUGCAGCAGAGCGCAGAGCAGGCACUCGCUGUGAUUGAAGACACCGUUGUCACAGAAACCACAGGCAGUGUUUCAGGCCUGAGCAUCACAUCAGAACUGAACGAUGAGCUCAACGAUUUGAUCCAGCGGUUCCACAACCAGCUACACGACUCUCAGACUAAAGCAGUGCCAGACAACCGUCGCCAGGCGGAGAGUCUUUCCCUCUCCAGGGAGGUUAGCUGGUCCAGGGGCCCCCAGGCUGUCGGCCCACCUCAACACAGGCCACUCCUCCACUCUGCCUCUGGCCCACACACUGGGCUGGACACUGGAGCGACAGCUGCCAGUGCCAAACUCACCAAGCUCCAAGAACUCCAAGACAAAAAGCAAACCAUGGACCAGAUCCUGCAGGAGCUGCAUUCACUCAGAGACCAGACUCUCAAUAAUAACUCAAGUCGUGGCCUGUCGACACAGUGCAGCCUGAGUAUGGGAGAUUGUCCAUCUGUUCUCUGCUCCAAUGGGGCAUCUGCUUCCACCCCCUUUCGUCCUUCACUCACACAACACCAGGGCACCUCCAACUCCACCGACAAGCUCAGGAAGCUAAAGGAGGUCCACAAGCGUCUGAAUGAGCUGCGAGAACUGGUUCAGUACUAUGAGCAGACAUCUGACAUGAUGGUGGAUGCGGUCAAUGAGAACGUGAAAGAAGAUGACGACGACGAGGAAGAGGAGGAGGAAGAAGAAACGGAGGACGGCUCCAUGUUUGAAGCAAUGUUUGACUCUGAGCAGGAGAACCGCCAGCCUGUAACUAAUAUCAGAAACCCACAGCGCAGUGGGAACUGGACAGACUUGAACAGCCUGACCAACAGGCGCAGCGUCAGGGGUAGUGGCAGUAAGAACCGGGAGGGCAGACUCAACACUGAGAUCAACAACCGGUCAGCAGCCAACAUCCGCAGCCUCACAAUCCCCUCAGCCAUAGAGUGCCAGUACAACAGGGACACACCUUACAAUCAGGCGAAGGACGAGGAUGAAGAAGAGGACUGUCUCGGUCACGACGCAGGGGCACAGGCCGCGGCUCCUGACAGCGAGGCAUCGGGGUCCAGUCAGAGGAGCAGCCUCAGGAACAACGGAGGAUUCUCCCAGAAAGCUCAUCGUCAGACGGCGAAGCAGAAACUGCGGCAGCUGCAGGAACUGGUGGCCAUGGUUCAGAGUGAUGACACGGAUGGUACCACAGCUAAUGAGGAUGAAGCUUUGCACCAGCAGCCAAACAACACCAGAGCCACUGCAGCGAGGCCACUUGGGGCUGGACCUCAACAGAAUUCCAGAGACCUCGUUCUCUCCAGCAAGACCAGGGAAAAGUUGUAUGAGGAAAAGCUGCUUCAGCAGAAACAGGAGUUGCAGCAGCUCCACGAGGAGCGGCAGAGACUCUUUGAAAUUCAAGGCAAGAUACAGGACCUCCAGUGGGCUUGCCCAGAUCUCCAGUCGUCUGUGUCGAGCACAGUGAGUCAGCAGGGUUUGCUGAAAAAGGUCCCAGUUGCAGUUUCCACUCCGGCCCCCGUCCAGGCUCCUUCGUCUUCUGGCCCAAAAACCAACUCGGUUGUCCUCAAACCCACUGCGCCGGAAGCAGCUACGUCUUCGGUCACCGACAAUGAGCAGCUUUGGUCAGAGAUGCGUCGCCACCAGAUCCUGCGGGAAGAACUGCGCCAACGCAGAAAACACUUGGAGUGCUUGAUGGCUGAACACCAGAGGCGUAGCGGUGUCGGCGAUUCUCCCCGCCAGACCGACGAACAGGACAGCCUCGCUACGCCCUCACAACCUGUCAGUAGGGAUGAAAGGACAAUGGCUACCUGGGGUUCCACUCCCUGCCACCUCGAUGGUGACGCUGACGAAGACGAUGAUGACGACGACGACGAGAACGAUGACGAAUAUCACACGGAGAUAGAUGCAGAGCAGGAAGAGGAGCAGGAGGAAUGUGCAGAGAGCACCUCUGAUGACGACAUCCACAUCUACUCUUCCAGCAGGAACCAGUGCUCCUUCAGUAACAGGAAUAAUCAAGGAAGUAACCUGAAGCCUCCACCAGGCUUCUCAGGUGACUGUAGUGGGAAUCUUCAUAACAAGACCAAGGCCAAGCAGCAGCAGCAGCAGCAGCAGCAGCAGUCGAGAAGUUUGAACCAGUCUGCGAGCCAACACGGAGGUACGCGACGGCAAGAAAACCUGCGCUGGGCUUCAGAGCUUUCCUUUGCUGAGGGCUCAAGCCAGGGCUGGCAGGAGCAGGUAAUCCAGCUGCAGACACAGCUGGAUUUCAGCACAAGCAUGUGUCAGACUCUCCUUCAGGACCAGCAGACCCUGUCAUACAUGUUGCAAACCCUGCUGACUGGUCAGUACAGUGUGUUGCCCAACAACAUGUCCUCACCACAGGUCCACCUGCUCAUGCACCAGCUCAACCAGUGUUACACCCAGCUGGCUUGGCAGCAGACCAAUGUACAAAGACUGAAGCAGGUCCUGAGCGACCUCCUUCGCCAGCAGCAGCAGCAGCAACAGCAGCAGCAGCAGCAGCAACAGCAACAGCAGCAGCCAUCCUCCUCUUUAACAGCAGGUUGGCAGACACAAAAGCAAAGCUCAUCCCAGGAAUCCCGCCCUGGUCCCUCAGCCUCUCCCGGCAUCUUCCGCCCCUUCUCCUCCAUCCUGCGUCCUUCAACCAACAACAUGGCAACGGCUGCUGUAUCCCCAUUCCCUCCCAGCUUGAACUUGUAUCCGCUGUUCCCUGCUGCCGCGGGGGAGUUCCCUCAGGGCGCAGCGGGUCCUUUGGCGUCGGACCACCAGAAGCAGCAGUUAGACCCCAACACUUCGAUCAAAACAGAGUACAUGAGUUUCCCUCCUCCGCUGCAGCGCUCCCCUCUAAACAAGACACCAGAAAGAGGAUCGGCCGGCUGGCUCAACACCUCCUACGCCAACAACAUUGUCAAGCCUCAUCCGUCGAAAACACGCCCACAGGAGUCGCCCCCCUCCUCUCCCAAUUUUGUGAACCGCCGCUCCAGGCCUCAAGACUUUGACCAGGCGUCACAGGAGAGCUUCACCACCAUGCCCGACCCCGUCGACCCAACCACCGUGACGAAGACCUUCAAGUCCGGGCGCAAGGCCUCAGCACAGGCCAACCUGGCCUCGCGGAGCAAGACUCCCAACUCCAAGAGUCGUCGCCGGAGGAGCAAAGGGCACAAAAAGGACAGCGAUGCGGUUUGCUCCUCAGACCGUGAGAGCGACAGCGUUAGCAGCACCGUGGACUUUGUCCAGCAGAGGGUCGGUCCGUCUCGGCAGAAAGAUCAGAAUCAGAGUCUCCUGGAUAAGCUGACACAAGAGAAGCUAGACAGCAAGACUAAGCUUGGCAGUAAAAGGAACGACCUCUCCUCUGCCUAUGCUUGGAGAACACCAUUCCUCUCUAACAGAAUUGCAUGCACAGAAGCACCAGACGCGAGCAGCGACUUCUCUCUGUUCGACGCGCUGAGGGAGACCAUUUACUCCGAGGUGGCGACCUUGAUAUCCCAGAACGAGUCCCGGCCUCACUUUCUCAUCGAGCUCUUUCACGAGCUGCAGCUGCUCAACUCGGACUACUUACGGCAGAGGGCACUCUAUUCCCUUGAGGACAUAGUGACCAGUCACCUGACAGAGAAGUGUGCAGCCGAGGACCAGCUGCCCCCUCUGGGCCCUGCGGCGUGGGCUGCAGGCUCGCACUCCGAGCUGACGCCCAGCGAGAGUCUGGCCACCAGUGAAGCAGAGGUGGUGGAGAAGAACGUGAACACACAGAACACCACGAAGAAGAGGCACGACGCAGAGUCGGUGGACAACGACAGCACCAUGUCGACCUCCUCCAACCUGGAACCGUUCGCUAACGACGACCUGGGCAACACGGUGAUUCAUUUAGACAAAGCUCUGGCCAGGAUUAGGGAGUAUGAGCGCAUGAAGCUAAAAGCUGAGUUUAACCUCUACAAUGCGGGCAACGCAGGCGCCGGCGACUGCCAAGUCUCUCACGCUCGACAUCCUUCUGCUAACCCUGCUGAAGGAGCGGCGGCCGGCGACAUGCGCUGUCCGCAGAUCGACACGCAGCAGUUGGAUCGUCAGAUCAAAGCCAUCAUGACCGAAGUCAUUCCCUUCCUGAAGGAGAACAUGGACGAGGUGUGCUCCGUGCAGCUGUUGACGUCUGUGCGACGCAUGGUCCUCACUCUCACGCAGCAGAAUGACGAGAGCAAGGAGUUUGUCCGCUUUUUCCACAGACAGCUGGGAGGCAUCCUGCAGGACUCUCUCUGUAAAUUCGUCGGCCGCACGCUGAAGGAGUGCGGCGAGGACCUUUUGGUGGAGAUUUCCGAGAUCCUCUUCAAUGAGCUGGCCUUCUUCAGGCUCAUGCAGGAUCUGGACAACAACGGCAGCAGCGUCGCCUCGGCAACCAGACAAAAAAACAAGAGGACCGAGCGAGCCAGUAACGAAAAGCACAAGCUCAAGGAAAACACAAUAGCUGGCGGUGAUAAAUCGGUUUCUCCGGCCUACUCGGAUGGAGAAAAGGACCGAGAUGAAGCUGAGCAGGAAGGUUAUUCUACGCUGCAGGAGCUUUACCUGCAGACGGAGAUGAAGAACAACAACAACAGGAGCAGCGAAGCCUCCGAGGUCGAAGAGGAAGAUGAGGAUGAAGAGGACGGACAGGAAAUGCUUCUGUCAAUCAGUCUUUCCAAAGCAGAGACUCAGGCCCUGACGAACUACGGCAGCGGGGAGGACGAGAACGACGAGGAGGAGAUCGAGGAGUUCGAGGCCGGACCUGUGGACGUCCAGACCUCGCUGCAGGCGUCUGCUGAUGGACAAGUGGAGCAGGAGGCGAUAACAGCCAGUGAAACCCAGGAGACCAAAACUGAACAGAGGAGUUCAGAGAACGAUGACGAAAUGAACAAGCCAGUUGGGACAGUGAAUUCCACAGUGGACGAAUCUGCCACAGCGGAGUACCCGACUCCUGAGGAGGUGGAGGAAGAGAGUGAAGUCGGGGCUGCCGCUGCUGCUGCUACAGAAGAAGACGCUGCUCUCUCUCCUGGUCAGGACGUCCAGAAGAAGCCCUCCACUACCAGCAGCCCCGACACGGACUCACCCGUCAUGAUCAACGUAGACGAGGUGGGGUCAGGUAACACAAGUCAGAAGUCUGACGAAGAAGACUUUGUGAAGGUGGACGACUUGCCACUGCAGCUGUCAGUAAUGUGCGAGGAGGAGCUUCAGAAGAGAAUAGUGGAGGAGCAGCAGAAUAACAACCUGUCCGUGGAGAUCCUCGGUGGGAACAGGGAGUCGCUGACUGGGCUGGUGGGAAGCGCCCAGGCACUGAAGGCACCAGACGCGGUCGGUGCCCAGAGUGAGUAAAGAAGUCACAGCUCGAAGUCUACAGUUUGUUUUAGCAACACUAUGCGUUCACGAUGAAUUUGUUCUGCUUUUAUGAUUGUUGAUUCUUAAUCUGCUGGUUUAAAAAAAUAAAAUAAAAUAUUGGUCACAUAUUAGCUGACAAACACACACACACACACACGCAACUAAAACUCUACACAUAAUCAACACUUAGUUCAUUUUAUUCCCGAAUGCUUAAUGUGAUUUCCUGGUUAUGUGAGAUUUGGGGGUUUGUUUCGAUGCUGCUGGUUUCUGACAGUUAAGCUUCUCGUCUGUAUCUUUAAAGUUCUGAAACUCGCGUUCAGAUCUGCCUUUAUCUCCUCCUUUGGUUCUGGGAUCAGUUUGACAUUGAGUUGUGAUUAUUUUUUUAUUAUUUGUCUUGGCCCCCUGCCGUACUGUACUGUAUGUCUUUUUUUCUGCACUUGAUCCCUAAUUAUAAAGAGAUUACAGAGCUCGGCUGUAGCGCGGCUGACUGCAGCUAAUUGUUCCUCCAGCUCGAAACGCGUGGUUCCUUUACAUCUGAGCUCGCGGCUCAGACUUUACUCUUUUAUCCCCUCGGACACAUCUUCCCAUUGUUCUGUUAAUGGUUAGUCUCCAGUGAUUUUCCAUGUAAUUAAUAUGUUGACUACAGCCAGAAGUUUUAAUUAAUAAAAUGCUGGAACCUUCAAAA